GGGAAAUAAACACAACAUUUUUUACGAAGAUGUUUUGAGAUGAAGUACUCCAUUCAGGUUGAAAGUGAAUAAACGCUACCAAUAUGAAGAGUGUUUUCGUCCUUGCUGACAAAGCCUGGGCAGGUUCUAACCUGCUGUAUAAGUGGCAGAAAAGUCUUGGUAAUUACAUCGCUGUUGCUGGACAGGACAACACAGUAAAAAUAUUUGAUCGCCAUGGGCACAAGUGGACUGAACUGACCCUUCCAGGGCGCUGUAUGGGAAUGGACUGGGAUAAAGAUGGGGAUAUUUUGGCAGUAAUAGCAGCAAAAUCCAGCUCCAUCUACCUCUGGGAUGCCAGUGUCAAUAAAACAUCACAGAUAGACAGUGGCAUGAGCAAAGACCAGAUGUCCUUCAUCUUAUGGUCAAAGUCUGGCCCACUGCUGGCUGUCGGGACAGCUAAAGGAAAUCUGUUGAUCUACAAUCAGCAGACUUCUCGCAAAAUCCCUAUACUGGGUAAGCACACCAAGAAAAUCACCUGUGGGUGCUGGAGCUCUCAGAACCUUCUGGCUCUGGGAAGUGAUGACAACACUUUGAGCAUCAGCAAUCAUGAGGGGGACACCAUCAGACAGACCACGCUUCAUGGAGAGCCAGCUGAAAUUUACUUUUCAGUGAUGAAGACAGAUGAAAGGUCUUCGCAAGGGGAAAACACCGUGAGCAUGACUGUGGACAAGAAGAUACUGACACUUUUCAAUGUCAACGACCCUCAAAACCCAAUAGAGCUGACCUUUCAGCGGCGCUAUGGACAUAUUGUGUCCUACCGCUGGUACGGUGAUGGGUAUAUUCUCAUUGGCUUCUCCCAUGGAUAUUUUGUGGGCAUUUCCACACACAUCAGGGAGAUUGGAGGAGAGCUCUAUCAGGCUCAUAACCAUAAAGAUAGUCUGAACAGUGUGGCCAUCUCACCUGCAUUGAACAAGGCUGCUACUUGUGGGGAUAACAGCAUAAAGAUCUAUGAGCUGUCUGAUCUCAAAGAGAUCAGCAAUAUAGUUCAACUGGAUGAUGAGACCAAAGGUCUGGAUCAGAUGAGCUGGACAGAUGAUGGACAACUCUUGGCAGUUUCCACACAAAAAGGGACACUUCAUGUCUUCCUGACGAAGCUACCUAUCCUCGGGGACAGCUUUGGUACCCGACUGGCCUACCUCACCUCCCUGCUGGAAGUCACUGUCUCCAACCAAGUGGAAGGGGAAAGUCCUGUGGCCAUACAGGUUGAGGUUGAGCCCACAUUCAUUGCAGUGGGACCCUACCAUGUUGCUGUGGGAAUGAACAACAGAGCCUGGUUUUACGCCUUGGUAGAUCAAAAACCUGGUUUUAACAAGCUAAAGGACAUAGAGUAUUUGGGAACAAUAGUCAGCAUGCGCCUUAAUGCAGACUAUGCAGCAGCACUGUUUGAAGGAAAGGUGCAGCUACACAUGAUUGAAGGUAAAGACCAGGAGGAGAGGAAGCAGAUGAAGCUCUUCCCAGAUGAUGAGAGAAAAGGCCGGAUCCUUUGCCAUGCCCUCACCACUGACUUCCUCUACUACGGCACUGAUUUGGGUAAUGUGGUGUGUGUAUUGGUGGAGGACUGGGAAACAGUGAGCAGCUACAACCAUGCAGUCGGUGUGAGAAAGGUGUUCCCUGACAUUAAUGGGACCCGGCUGGUGUUCAUCGAUGAAAAGAAUGACGGCUUCCUUUUCUCACCUUCAAAUGCAACAGUCUCCUGCUUUGAGCUUCCCAACUUUUCUCCAACCAUCACAGGAGUGCUGUGGGACAACUGGCAUGCCGACAGAGGAGUGUUUGUGGCUUAUGACGAUGACAAGGUUUACACCUAUGCCUUGCAUAAAACUACAAUAUAUGGCCCCCAGGUGGUCUUGGUGGGGAGCACUGCACUCCUUUUUUCCCAGAGGCCUUUGCUCCUGCACAAUGGUGAGCUGACCUGUCAGAUGACAAGCGGCAAGACCAGUGAAGUGGCUCUGAGCACGCACUCGUUCAUCAAGCGCUCGACUGGCACAUCGACAGAUUCACCGGUAGAGCUCAGCAAGCAGCUCGCUCAGGCUCUCCAGCUUAAAAGGUUCAAUGAGGCAUGGAAUCUAUGCAAGUCUGCGGGCAGUGACACAGACUGGGCUGAGUUAGGCAAAGCUUGUCUGGUCCACAUGGAGGUGGAGCUGGCCAUCCAGGUCUACCGCAUGAGUGGGAAUGUGGGCAUGGUCCUGUCACUGCAGAACAUCCAGGGUAUAGAUGACAAGAAUUUACUGGCAGGACAUUUGGCCAUGUUUCUAGGAGACUACAACCUGGCCCAAGACCUUUAUCUGUCCUCAAGCUGCCCUGUUGCUGCUCUGGAGAUGAGAAGAGACCUGUUGCACUGGGACAGUGCUCUUAUGUUGGCCAAGAGGCUCGCAGAAGACCAGAUUCCCUUUAUCUCCAAAGAGUAUGCAGUCCAUCUGGAGUUUAUUGGGGAUUAUGUUAAUGCAUUGGCGCACUAUGAGAAGGGCAUGACACACAAUAAUAAAUUCCAGGAGCAUGAUGAGGCGUGCCAGGCAGGUGUAGCCAGGAUGUCCAUCAGGAUGGGUGACAUUAGGAGAGGAGCCGCUCAGGUUAUCCAGCACCCGAGCAGAGCGCUCAAGAAGGAAUGUGGUGCCAUCCUGGAGAGCAUGAAGCAAUUCUCUGAAGCUGCUCAGCUUUAUGAAAAAGGCCAGUUUUAUGACAAGGCUGCAUCCGUUUAUAUUCGCUGCAAGAACUGGGCGAAGGUGGGAGAGUUGCUCCCAAAUGUAUCCUCUCCCAAGAUUCACCUUCAGUAUGCAAAGGCUAAGGAGGCGGAUGGCAAGUACAAAGAUGCAGCUCAGGCUUAUGAGAGCGCAAAAGAUUGGGACAACGUGAUCCGCGUGCUGCUGGACCACCUCAACAAUCCAGAGGACGCCGUUCGCAUCGUCAGAGAGACGCAGAGCAUUGACGGAGCAAAGAUGGUGGCCAGGUUCUUCCUACGGUUGAAUGACUACGGCUCAGCCAUCCACUUCCUGGUUCUGUCUCAGUGCAACGAUGAAGCCUUCCAGCUUGCCCAGCAGCAUGGACAGAUGGAGGUCUAUGCAGACAUUAUUGGCCCAGAGGCUACACAGGAGGACUACCAGAGCAUCGCUCUGUACUUUGAGGGAGAGAAGAAACACCUGCAGGCUGGCAAGUUCUUUCAGAAGUGUGGGCAGUACAGCAGAGCCCUGAAGCACUUCCUGAAGUGCCCCAACACCGAAGACAACCUGGCAAUUGAAAUGGCUAUUGAGACUGUGGGCCAGGCCAAGGACAUCUCUUUGACCAAUCAGCUGAUAGAUUACCUAAUGGGAGAAAGCGAUGGUAUGCCCAAGGAUGCAAAGUACCUUUUCUACCUAUAUAUGGCUCUGCAGCAGUACAAGGAUGCUGCUCGCACUGCCAUCAUCAUUGCAAGAGAAGAUCAGUGCGCAGGGAACUACCGUAAUGCCCAUGAUGUGCUGUUCCGCAUGUACACGGAGCUGCAGACUCAGAAAAUUAAGAUUCCUUCUGAGAUGGCCACCAAUCUGAUGAUCCUCCACUCCUACCUGCUGGUUAAGAUCCACGUGAAGAGAGGAGACCACCUAAAGGGGGCACGGAUGCUCAUUCGUGUCAGCAACAACAUCAGCAAGUUUCCUGCACAUGUUGUUCCCAUUCUGACAUCAGCAGUAAUUGAAUGCCACCGAGCCGGACUGAAGAACUCAGCCUUCAGCUUUGCUGCCAUGUUAAUGAGGCCAGAGUACAGAAACGAGAUUGAUGCAAAGUACAGGAAGAAGAUUGAGGCAAUGGUUCGCCGUCCAGACACGUCAGAGCUAGAGGAAGAAACUACUCCAUGUCCCUUCUGUGGCUUCCAGCUGCCACAGAAUGAGCUGCUGUGCAUCUCCUGCAAGAACAACCUACCAUACUGCAUUGCCACGGGUCGCCACAUGCUGAAAGAAGACUGGUCCGUCUGUCCUCAUUGUGAAUUUCCUGCUCUCUACUCACAGUUUAUUCUGCUGCUGGAAACUGAGACUGUGUGCCCCAUGUGCUCCGUCAGUUUGAGUGGCGCAAAUGUGAGGAAGAUCUCUGAUUGUUCAGAGUACCUGCAGACCAAUGAUGUGGAUCAGGGAUGAAGACGGGCACCAACCAAACAUACCAAAUAAAUUAUGUAUAUUUACAUUAAGUUCUAUAUUUAGGUCUAAGUAAUGAAUCCUGUUUUAGUGGUGGGGGGUUGUUGAGCUUAUUUUGUUUACAUGCUGCCCCCUAAAGAAAACAAUGAUUAUUUGUAUCUUUCUGAUUAUCUGUUUUAUUUGUA
This is a messenger RNA of Melanotaenia boesemani (Boeseman's rainbowfish), 4321 nucleotides long. It is a transcript of the gene wdr19, whose product is annotated as WD repeat domain 19. The transcript has 36 exons. NCBI's taxonomy places the organism in Eukaryota, Metazoa, Chordata, Actinopteri, Atheriniformes, Melanotaeniidae. Bases 84 to 4139 code for a protein of 1351 amino acids. Gene Ontology annotation, cellular component: intraciliary transport particle A; cilium. Gene Ontology annotation, molecular function: protein binding. Gene Ontology annotation, biological process: cilium assembly; intraciliary retrograde transport. The record is from RefSeq and is a predicted model, not a curated record.